GGCCAGCAGCACUCCCAUCUAGGCCAUCUCAAAAGAAGUUAUAGCUUUAAGCCUCUCUCUCACUCCGUCGAAUUAGCUUAGUUGUUGUGGUUGUAGUGAGUGACUUGGUUCUUGUUGUUAUUGUGGGGUGUGGAGAUAAGGUUACAGAAAUCAGUGAAGUUGGUUUCAACCAAUACAUCUUCUCCACCUUUCCCAAUCAAAGCCCGGUCUUUUCAGAGCUUUUAAAUAUUUUUUAUAACUUUGUUUAUUGAAUGAAUGAAAACUAUAUAGUUUAAUAUGGUGUCAUGCCUUACAGGCUAGCUUAUUCUAAAAGAUAUAACUUUGUUACUCUAUGUGGCAAACAAUGCUCAGAAAAUUUAUACCUGGUUACUACUAGCUUUAGUGCCUAUUUUCUUCUUCUUCUUGCUAGUUAUCAUUUGUUUUUAGUUUACCUUUGAUCUAGUUCCUCCUCCUAUAUACUUCAACUCCUUUCUGUGGCCUUCUUCUAUAUAUUAUAUAAAAUAAUACAAAAACCCACCUUUAGUCUGACCAUUACUUGAAGUUUGACAUGGUGGGAAGUGCGAUUCUCAUCAAAACCCAUCAUUUCUUUCAAGUGUCAACAGAAGGACCUAAAAGUUAAAACCCCAAAAUUCAUGCCCACCAGUUUUUUUCUUGUUUUUUUCUCCUCCUCUCUGUUGUAUUCAGGGUACCAUUUUUGAAAGCCUUGAAAUUUGUGAUCUUCUUUUGGAGUUAUUCAUUGAAGACCUCAGGCCAAGGGAAAGGAAAGUAAACCCUUUCUUUUCUUAUAUUUUUCUUUUUCAUUCAGCUUCUCAUCCUUCCUUUAUAGUUAAGUAGUUCUGGUCUUAAGCCCAAGUAUAGUUAGAAAAAUCUUUGAAAAAAAGUCCUACUCCUUUUGGAAGGGAAACAAAGCCAAGUAGUUUUUGGUGAUACUACCAAAGCCAAGCCAGAAUGGAAGAAUGGAAUGGGAGAUCAAUGAGAGCUAUUGACCAAGAUUUUGAAGAAGAAGAUAUAUGGGAUUCAGUGAAAGAGACUGAUAAUAUUAGUCAUCAAGAUUAUUAUUCAACUACACCCGGAAUGAGAAAGAAGGCAGUCUCCUCCUCCUCUACUACUACUAGCACUUUACCAAGAAUGAUUCCCAGAAGAGCUAAUGGUAAUACUUCCAAAGCCACAGGUAAUCAAUCCUCAGCGCCCAUGGAAAUCCCUGAUUGGUCAAAGAUUUAUGGGAAGAAAGGCACCAAGAAUGGUUAUCAUCGUGAUCAUGCUGAUCAUAGUGAUGAUCGUGAUGAUGGUGGUGAUCAUGAUAACGAUGACGACGACGAUGAAAUGGUUCCUCCACAUGAAUGGAUAGCCAGAAAGCUUGCAAGGAGUCAGAUUUCUUCUUUCUCCGUGUGCGAAGGAAUAGGAAGAACACUCAAAGGAAGAGAUCUUAGCAAGGUGAGGAAUGCUGUGUUGACAAAGACUGGUUUUUUAGAAUAAGAUAUUACUUUAAUGUCUUUUUUUGUUUUGUUGGGUCUCUACAACGUCAUCAACAGUGAUUUUAGGGCAUGAAAUGAAAGUAUUAUAUUUGGUACUAUUAGCUACCUAGACCUAGCUAGCUAGCCUAGUGCAGUGGUGUAGUCAAGCCCGGGUCCCAUGUCAUCUUUUUUGCUUUUUUGGGGUUUUAUUAAUUUAUGGUUCAUUAUUGUAGUAAUAUAAUAUUUAGAGGCUGAGUAGAACUAGAUUAGGUCCAUUUUUAAAAGAAAAGAAAAGAAAAAAAAGAAAGAAAGAAAGGUAGAAUUGGAUUCUUGGCUUGGUGGUGUGUGGUGUGUGGUGUGUGGUGUGGUGCUCUUUAAGAAAUGGCCGCCUCUGCAAUUUUGUCUGCUAGUGGAUUCCGUUGUACUUGUUAUUGUAAGGUCCAGUAGGGUUUUUCAAAAUCAAUUAAUUUUUAAUUAGUAUUAUAAUA
Messenger RNA from Humulus lupulus (European hop), 1942 nucleotides. Its product is annotated as protein S40-6-like. Bases 949 to 1476 code for a protein of 175 amino acids. The transcript has 2 exons. Lineage: Eukaryota; Viridiplantae; Streptophyta; Magnoliopsida; Rosales; Cannabaceae. The record is from RefSeq and is a predicted model, not a curated record.